AUGGCUGCCAAUAUGCGAGGGCUAACCCAGUUUAUCGCAGAUAUCCGAGGUGCAAGAGUGCGUGAACUGGAAGAGAAGCGUAUCAACAAGGAGAUGGCGAAUAUCCGAAAGAAAUUCAAAGAUGGAAAUUUGGACGGAUAUCAGAAGAAGAAAUAUGUCGCGAAGAUCAUCUUCACGUAUAUCCUUGGGUACAAGGUCGAUGUGGGGCACAUGGAAGCUGUCAACCUCAUAUCGAGUUCCAAGUACAGUGAGAAACAGAUAGGUUACCUUGCUGUUACUCUACUGAUGCACGAGAACUCGGAUUUCCUUCGACUGGUUGUCAACUCCAUUCGGAAGGACUUGGAUGAGAAUAACGAAGUCAGCAACUGCCUUGCCUUGCAUGCCAUAGCAAAUGUGGGUAGCAGCGAGAUGGCGGAGGCGCUGUCAGAAGAUGUGCAUAGGCUUCUGAUAUCCCCAACCUCGCAAACUUUUGUGAAGAAGAAAGCUGCUCUAACGCUACUGCGACUCUACCGCAAACAUCCCACUGUAAUACCUGCCGCUGAAUGGGCUUUGCGUCUAGUAUCUAUCAUGGACGAUCAAGAUCUAGGCGUCGUAAUAUGUGUUACCAGCUUGAUCAUGGCUCUGGCCCAAGACCACCUCGAUGCCUACGCUGUUUGCUACACUAAAGCUGUGGAUCGCCUACACCGAUUAGUCAUAGAGGGCGAGUAUUCCGCCACGUACGCAUAUUAUAAAGUCCCUUCGCCAUGGCUACAAGUCAAACUACUCCGAUUGUUGCAGUACUAUCCUCCUUCUGAGGACGCAACUUUACGAUCCGUACUCCAUGAGGUGCUACAAACAAUCAUGAACAAUAGUGCAGAGCCCUCGAGGAACGUUCAACACAACAAUGCACAACACGCUGUGCUCUUCGAAGCAAUCAGCCUUGCGAUUCAUCUAGACGCAAGUUCGCCACUUGUGGGAACCUCUGCAGUUUUGUUGGCUCGGUUCAUAUCCUCAAAGGAGACAAAUGUACGAUAUCUUGGUCUGGACACCAUGGCUCAUCUUGCUGCUCGUGCAGAUUCUCUGGAACCCCUUAAGAAGCACCAAGGCACCAUCAUCCUAUCUCUUCGCGACAAGGAUAUCUCUGUGCGAAGGCGUGCUCUUGAUUUGCUAUACAGCAUGUGCGAUACAGACAAUUCAGAGCUGAUUGUCGGGGAGUUGCUACGCUACCUCAAAGUUGCAGAUUAUGCUCUGCGGGAGGAGAUGGUGCUCAAAAUUGCUAUCUUGACGGAGAAGUACGCGAACUCAUACAAGUGGUAUGUCGACACGAUCCUGCAGCUCAUCAGCGCUGCUGGUGAUCAUGUUGGGGAUGAAGUUUGGUAUCGUGUCGUGCAGAUAGUUACAAAUACGGAGGAUCUGCAGGAAUAUGCUGCAAAAGUUGUCUUCGAGCACCUGAAGUCCCCAUCCACACAUGAAAGCCUUGUCAAGGUUGGAGGAUACAUCCUGGGAGAAUAUGGACAUCUUAUCGCGAAUGACACUGGCUACAGUCCUCUUGAACAAUUCCAAAUCCUUCACUCCAAAUCUCAAUUCUGUGUCGCUUCCACUCGCUCCCUUCUCCUAUCGACGUACAUCAAAUGGGUUAAUGUCUUUCCCGAGAUCAAGCCUCAGCUCAUCAACAUCUUCGAACGAUAUAGACAUGUUCUGGAUGCAGAGCUCCAGCAGCGGGCCUGUGAAUUCUACUCGCUCGCAUCUAGGCCUGAUGACGAUGAGGUGUUGCAGAACGUUUGCGAAGAGAUGCCGCCAUUCCCUCCUCGCGUCAGCGCUCUGAUUGGUAGACUCAACCGUAAACUCGGAGACACAGAGGACAAGCGGACCUGGAUACACGGAGGAAAGGAAAUGAACCUCGAGCGACACGUAAAUUCACGGAAAGCGACACUAGGACCGGGAUCAUCUGCCACUGGGACAGCUACUGUCACCGAUACUGCAGAUGCACAAGACGUCAUGGGCUCUUUGGCAGGAUUGAAUUUAUCUAGCUCAGGUGAUCAGUCAGACUUGUCCCGUGUGGACGGUUCCGUAGUCGCCCCUCGAGUCGCCGUCGGACCCAACGUUGAAAAGUGGUUUAACAAGCUCACCUACAGCGCGGAUGGCCUCCUCUACGAGGACGUACAGAUCCAAAUUGGUAUCAAAUCAAGGUACCAGGGGCAUCUCGGCCAGCUAGCCAUCUACUUGGGAAAUAAAAUAUCAGUACCGUUGACGUCGUUCACUUCCACCAUCCAUGUCAAUGACUCGGAGGCUUUAUCGGCUACGUUUGCUAAAAUCCCACCAAAUACUCUCGUUCCUCGCACACAAAGCCAACAACUUCUGCAUGUUGAAUGUAAAAAGGCAUUUAGCUCUUUCCCCAUCCUCACGGUGUCAUUUUUAGCUGGCGCACAUCAGUCUAUAUCAGUUCGACUACCAAUCAGCGUUACGAAGUUCAUCGAGGGUGUCAAAUUGGGACAAGGUGACUUCUUCGAGCGCUGGAAGGUCAUCGGUGGUCCUCCACGCGAGGCACAGGCAGUUUUUCCUAUUCCACUUGAUGGUACUGGUCAGCUUGAUCUUGUACGAUACCGUCAAGUGGUCUCAGGAAACCAUCUGGAGAUAUUGGAAGAUGUUGAUCCCAACCCAAGCAACCUAGUGGCAGCUGGAGUUUUGCAUACGUCGGUAGAUGGCAAGGUCGGUUGCCUGCUUCGCUUAGAACCAAAUCGUGAGGCAAAGUUGUGCCGACUAACAGUCCGCAGCACCUCUGAGGAUGUGGCCAUGGAAGUGCUUAGGCUGAUUGAAAAACUGCUCAGAUCGGACUCUUCUUGA
Messenger RNA from Suillus subalutaceus, 2823 nucleotides. RefSeq names its product adaptin N terminal region-domain-containing protein. The transcript has 11 exons. The coding region runs from base 1 to 2823 and encodes 940 amino acids. Lineage: Eukaryota; Fungi; Basidiomycota; Agaricomycetes; Boletales; Suillaceae. The record is from RefSeq and is a predicted model, not a curated record. Gene Ontology annotation, cellular component: membrane coat; AP-2 adaptor complex. Gene Ontology annotation, biological process: intracellular protein transport; clathrin-dependent endocytosis. Gene Ontology annotation, molecular function: clathrin-cargo adaptor activity.